UUGCCUUGGAAUUUCGAUCAGUCACUCCUGCAAUCAGAGGUAGUCUCUUCCAGUCCUAGAAUCCUAGGUUUCCUGCUUGGCCCUUCACUUCUGAGGCACCCUACGGACGGAGUCGCUCACCGGCUCUAUUCUCUUCUCCAGGCUUCCAUCCCGCUUCACCCUCUCAUCAAACCCUAGGUGGAACAAGCCCCAGGAGCGGCAGGGGUAUCGGCAGGGGUGGCGACAGCAGCCGAAACAACUGCAGAGGCAGUGUUUGCAGGGGUAAAAGCGACGGAGGGAGUGUGCGAAGGGGUAGCAGCGGCGGAGCCGGCGGCAUGGGGGACGAGGGGUUGCGGUCAGCAGUGGUGGAACGGCUGCGGGCGCACUUGCAGCGGGUGAGGGUGGCGGAUGGGGGCACGCGCGUGUACAAGGAGGAGUGCUGCAUCACCUUUGAUACCCCGCGGUCCAAGACGGGCCUUCUUGUGGACCUCAACUCCUUCCUCGCCUUCAGCGAGCGAGCAGCAGCGUGGCAGCACGCCAAGACCGGCAACGCAGUGUUCCUGCGGAUCCGAGAGGUGGAGAAGGAGAAGGAGAGGAAGAAGGGCGCGGAGGGGGAGGACGGGGAGGAUGGGGAGGAGAUGGAUAAAGAGCCACCUUCCAAGAAACCAACGCUGCUGGCCAUAGGCAUGGAGGGCGGGUUCAAUCCGGAAAAGGAGGUGCAGUAUGAGGCUCGCUAUAGUGUGGUUCUUUUACCAGACAAGCUGGAGCUUCCCUACCCCAACAACGACCUCCCUGAGAUUAUCCGCAUGUCAGUGGAAUCCGUGAUAGCAGCAGAAGGCGCAGAGCGCAAGCAGCAGGUAUCGGCAUGGGUGGCGGAGAAGAAGCGGAUCGCCAAGUCCGCGCUCUCUCUGGUCCAGCUCGACAACGGCGUCAAGGUCCCGUCGCUGCCGGCGCUGUGGCAGUGCGCCAAGUGCGAGAAGAAGGAGAAUCUGUGGAUGAAUCUGAGCGAUGGCACGAUCCUGUGCGGGCGCAAGCUGUGGGACGGCACGGGCGGGAACGGGCACGCGCUGACGCACUAUGAGGAGACCAAGUUCCCGCUGGCGGUGAAGCUGGGGACCAUCACCCCGGACUUGGAGACGGCUGACGUGUACUCGUACGAGGAGGACGACACAGUGGAGGACCCCCUCCUGGCCAAGCACCUCGCGCACUUCGGCAUCGACUUCUCCGCGCUCACCAAGACAGAGCAGACGACGGCGGAGCGGGAGCUGGACCAGAACCUGAGCUUCGACUGGAACCGCAUGCAGGAGCAGGGCAAGGCGCUGCAGCCACUCUUCGGCCGGGGCCUCACCGGCCUCGCUAACCUCGGCAACAGUUGCUACCUGGCGGCUGUUAUGCAAGUGCUUUUCUCCACUCCGCACUUCAGCAACAGUUUCUACGAUCGGGUGUCGUUGGAGCAGGCGUUUGCCAAGGCGCCCUCUGACCCUACAACUGACUUCGCCACUCAGAUAGUGAAGCUAGCACACGGCUUGCUAUCCGGGGAGUACUCGCACCCAGUAAACGAGCCAGGGGGAGCAGGGGAGGCAGCAGGCAGCAGCACGGGAAAGGAGAAGGAGAAGGAGAAGGAGCAGGAGAAGGAGCUGUACCAAGCGGGCAUUCCCCCGCGCAUGUUCAAGAGCGUGAUUGGCAAGGGGCACGUGGAGUUCUCCACCUCCAGACAGCAGGACGCCCUUGAGUUCUACCAGUACCUUCUGGAGCAGAUUCAGAAACUGCCCCCACCGCCAGCAGCAGCAGCUGCGGCGUUACAAGAAGGGUCACGAGGGGGAGCGGCAGGCGCAGAGGCAGGGGUUGACGGAGGCAGGGGGGGAGGGGGGGAGGGGGUGAGUGCGUGGCGGAGUGUGGAGUAUGUGGUGGAGGAUAGGAUAGAGUGUGGGGCGUCGCAGCAGGUGAAAUACACCCAACGGCCUGACAACGUCUGGUCGCUCCCCAUUCCCCUUGAUGCUGCCACCAACAAAGAUCAAGUGGCAGCAUUUGAGGUGUUGAAGAAGGAACGGGAGAGCCGAGGAGAGAAAAUGGCGAAUGAGGAGGUGGUUCGCCCACGCGUGCCCCUCUCUGCCUGCAUUGACCGCUUCGCCGCGCAAGAGACCAUUCCGGGGUUCUUUAGCACAGCUAUCAACGGCCACACCACAGCACUCAAGACCACUCGCUUUGCGUCAUUCCCGGAUGUGCUGGUGGUGCAGAUGCGAAAGUAUGUGCUCGAGUCUGGCACGUGGGUGCCUAGAAAGCUUGACGUCUUCCUAGACGUGCCUGAUCGGUUGGACCUCUCUCACCUGCGGGGCAAGGGGCUGCAGCCAGGGGAACAGGUGCUGCCGGAAGACGCUAACCAGGCAGAAGCAGCAGCACCACCACCCUCCUCGGGCCCAGCGGUGCUGCAGGCGGACGAGGUGGUGGUGGCGUCGCUGGAGAGCAUGGGGUUCCCACGCGUGCGCUGUGAGAAGGCCGCGGUGCUCACAGGGAACGCGGGUGUGGAGGAGGCGGCCAACUGGAUCUUCGAGCACAUGGACGACGCUGACAUUGACGAUCCACUACCCCCACCAGGUGCCCCAUCCGCAGCACCAGCCCCAGCAGCAGUGGACGAGGUGGCUCUAGGCACGCUCAUGUCGUUUGGCUUCUCCGACACCGCUGCUCGCAACGCACUCACCGCCACUGGAGGGGACGUUGAGAGGGCGGCGGAUUGGAUCCUGAACAACCCAGCAGAAGCCGAAGCCCCCCCUGCUGCUGCUGCUGCCGCUGCUGCUGCACCUACCCCGAUGGAUGUCCAGCCUUCAGGAGACGCAGCAGCGGCGGCACCAGUUGACCUGACAUCCAAAGUGUCUGAUGGGCCUGGAACGUACGAGCUGUUCGCGUUUGUGAGCCACAUGGGCGCCAACACGCAGUGCGGGCACUACGUGGCGCACAUUCGCAAGGGGCCCGAGGGCAAGUGGGUGCUCUUCAACGACGCCAAGGUGGCUAUCUCAGAGGACCCCCCGAAGGACAUGGGGUACCUCUACUUCUUCCGCCGCUGCUCUGCGCCUGUAGAGCCCUCCAGCUAAAGCAGCUCUGGCAGAAGCAAGCAAGGGAUGCGUGUGUUCGAAAGGGGGGUUGCUGGGAUGGCAAGUGGGUGCUGUUCAACGACGUCAAAGGUGGCUGUCUCAGAGGAGACGACCCCCCAAAGGACACGGGGUACCUACCUCAUACGUCUCCUGCUGACAGCUCUAGCUCAGGCCGCUGUGGCUGAGCCAAGGGUGAGAAGGAGACUCAUCCCUCCCGACUCAUGCUUCCAUAAUUGCGUCUUGGAAGCGAGCUCUGUUUCCAGUUGUGCAAGGAGCCUGUGGGCCAUGGCUAAUUCAAGUGCACUGCAUGGUUUUUGAGGCGCCUCAAAAAGUGCACUGCAUGGUGCUGGGAUGGGAAGGGCCCCAAUCAAGUGCCCAGCCGAAGAGGAUUUAGUGGUGCAAUUUUUGCUCCUCUGAUAAUACCAGCCCUGUUGAUUUUGCCAUUUUCAAAACUGCCCUUGUGCAAAUUGCUCCUGUUUCGACAGCUACCGCACUUCACA
Messenger RNA from Closterium sp. NIES-67, 3568 nucleotides. The record is from the annotation of a GenBank genome assembly. NCBI's taxonomy places the organism in Eukaryota, Viridiplantae, Streptophyta, Zygnematophyceae, Desmidiales, Closteriaceae.